UCUGAACAUGAAGGCCCAAAAGUGCUGCGCCCACUGUCCAGGAAUAAUUGUGCCAGCAAAAAGCAACGAGUCGCACGAGUGUUGCCAGCCAAAGUAUAUUUCUGGGAACUUGAGAAUACCUUCUUUAACGAAACACGUGUCAGAAUGUUCAGAGCAAAGAGACGUCGAGAAGAAUUGGCCAGGAAUAUCCCGAAAAAGUCAAUCACCUUGCUACGACCAAUUUGCCUUGGCAAAGAAACUUCACGCGGAAAAUCUGGAGCAUCAACCUCUACCCGAUAAAGUCGAGGAUGCCGUCUUUAAGAUAGCUAUACCAAGAACGUCCUGUCAUCGAGUUUCAACGAAAACGGGAAAAUGUUGCGACUGUUGCGGUGAAGAAUUCAAAGACCACGCUAAUUUAUCGAACAAACGUUACGGAUCAGCCCUAGGUUGCAAGGAGCCGAGAACGAAAAUGGAUUUGGCGAUCUGUUGGGAGACUCCUAUAGAUCCUGUCUACGAGCCACCCAAACCCUCUCAUAUCGAUGGGUCCGAUGGUGGACUCGCACCCGCUAUAUUCACACUUGUUCAACGUGGCCCGAAUUCUGGAUCGUCUCUUUCUUCUGAGAUUGGAAGAAACGAGGAGUGUUGUCAGAGUCGAUGCAAGGCACAAAGAAAAUCGGUAAAUAAUUCAAAGUCUGAUCGUUAUGAGAACGAGAAUAAAGAUAAGGACCUCGAAGGAGGUCCCUGUGAAUGUCUCUGCAGAAGCUUGAGCGGUGCGAGUAUUUCGAACAAGGCUCGAAUCGAGGAACAACCCAAGAGGGUGUCCUUGAAAAAGUGCGUGGCUUGCGAGCCAAGGAGUUUCAAAGAUGAUCCUAGAUUGAUCAAAUCGGCCGUUGGGUUGGCAUUGGGCCUUGAAAAGGAACAGCGCGAUCAACGAAGAAACGGUUCGAAAAUAACGGUGCCAAAGCCCAAGACUCCUUUUGCGAAAAGAAGUUUCCGCAUCGACACCUUGACUCCUCCUUUCAGCGUCGUAAAUGGUUGCAGAGGUACCGAUUACCCAGAACACUGGAGACUCAUGUCCGUUUACCAACAGUCCUACAAAAAUCCGUAUAGACGGAGGAACUAUCGUUGAUACGUUCGUUAAUAUAAACUACUUAAAGUCACUUGUACUAAAAAUCAAGCUGCUUAGGAUUAGCAUUAAACGUUGUUAAAGCGUAGUAUCAAGACGAAUUUAGCGUUCCGUUUGAUGCGACGGCACAUCUUUCCUAC
This is a messenger RNA of Hylaeus volcanicus, 1245 nucleotides long. RefSeq lists its product as uncharacterized. The transcript has a single exon. NCBI's taxonomy places the organism in Eukaryota, Metazoa, Arthropoda, Insecta, Hymenoptera, Colletidae. Bases 8 to 1108 code for a protein of 366 amino acids. The record is from RefSeq and is a predicted model, not a curated record.